Cydia pomonella (codling moth) is the source of this 2794-nucleotide messenger RNA. RefSeq lists its product as uncharacterized. The record is from RefSeq and is a predicted model, not a curated record. Lineage: Eukaryota; Metazoa; Arthropoda; Insecta; Lepidoptera; Tortricidae. Bases 1876 to 2727 code for a protein of 283 amino acids. The transcript has 2 exons.
CAGACCACAAGGUGCGGCACUCAGCAGCACCAUAUCGUCUGCAUAGCUAAUAUUAUUCUGACAAGUAUCGCCAAUGUGGCAUCCAAUAGUAGUACUGCUAAGCUCCUCUAAAAGCUCAUUGACAUACAGGUUGAAGAGCUUGGGCGAGGUCACUCCUCCCUGUCUCACCCCACACUCCAACCUGUAUGGCUCCGAAUAAGUGCUCGACCAUCGUACUACAUUCCUCUGGUUAAGGUACCAGUAUUUAAAUAUUCUACGCAGCUCAACCGGCAUUUUCGUAUUCUUUAACUUCCGCCAGAGGACAUCGUAGUUGACGAGGUCAAACGCCUUCGUAUGUGGAGAAAGCAUGCAUAAAUAUACGUGCCUCUCUCUGUGUAGUGCUUGACAGUUUCCUUAAGACACAAUAUGGCGGUUUCCGUAGAUAGUCCAGGCCGGAAGGCGAAUUGAUUUUGAUGUAUAUCGAGGUAUUUGUCCAAUUGUGUACUAAGCAAACUACCACUUUAGCUACCACUUUCGCUAGCGAGAUCGGUCUGUAAUUGGUUUUAUCACUUACAUCACCACCCUUAUCCUUGACAAUUGGUACUACCACAGUCCUCAUCAUUGCCUCAGGUAAGUACGCGUGACUAAUGCAGAGGUUGUACAACAGAGCGAGCACCCUCGCCAAGUGAGGGCCAGCAUACCUCAGGUGUUCAAUACUGAGGCCAUCGGGACCAGGAGAUUAUCCACAUGCCAUAUAUUUUAAUACCGCGGUAACAUCUUUCGCUGUAAAUCUAAGUUUGAUCUCCUGGUCACUCAACUCCUCCUCCAGUAAUGAACACUUCAACCUUAAGGGUGAAGCCACAGGAUAAAGGAUAAAUAUAAUAAUAAUACGAAUAGUAAUUUAACCAUCCUCAAUUAGCCAUUAGUAUUUGUACUUGUAAGAUUUGGGAAUACCUCCGUACACCAAUCAUCAUACAGUUAGUUAUUUGUUUUAAAACCCCUCGUCCUAAUUUUGAUACCAGAGCAAGCGCAAGAUUCAAAAAUUGAACCACAAGCAUAGCGAGUGUUUCGAAAAGUGGAAUCUUGAACGUUGCGAAGGCGUUGUCGGUUAAACAAACUUUGCUACCGAGCAAAUCACAACAUUUAGCGAUGAAAAUAUUUACUGUAAAACAUUAAAAAAACUUUUUUUUUUAUUUAUCAUUCAAAAUCAUCACUUAAAGAAUUCAAUCCACCAGCCAACAUGAGAAAACAACUCAAAAACCUGCAUCGAAUAGUUUUGCCACUCUUGUUGAUAAUUUUUUUAUUAUAAUGUUUUUAUCUAAACUUUAACAUUUUAACUAUUAUGGAAUACAGUAUUUUGUUUCUUUCAUGUAAAAAUACGGCAGUGUGACGUUACCUUUACUCAAGCAGCGUAAUGUUUCACUAGCACUGACCCCUGCCCUGCCUGACGUACACUUCACUUUUGAAUGUUACAGUUUACACACGGCCCAAAUGAUUGCAUUUGUGAUAGUUGACUUGUUACUUGUAAGUUUUUUUUUGUUGGUUAUGAUACUUAUGAUGUUGGUUAAGUGUACAGUUUGAAAUGGUAUUAAAACUUGUUUUGCAUUUUUUUUUAAGUCUUUUUAAUCCGUUCUAACGUAUAGAAAUUUAAGUGAAAUAUGUCGUUUCAAAGUUAUUAGUAUUAAUGAAUUGUUGUUAUGGUUGUUACAACAGGAUGUGCUUUUGUCGAACAAACUUUUUGAGAGUAAACUAAAUUAUAGUUGUACGAUGUCAAGUAUUCAAAUAGGUACUUUAUUGCGAUUUGGUUUUUUUUAGGUCAGUUCUAUAUUGGCAAGUGACGAUGCGUAUUUUGCUAACGGAUGGAUACCCGUUCCCAGGUCAUUUGUGUUCAACCAAAUGAGUAAAAGUUAUACUGGAACAAGAGACUGGAAACCAUUUCAAGGCAUUGAUCAUAGUAACAUCGAUUAUGUCAAGGAAGAUGCCAUCCAAAUAAUAGCUCCAGAGCAAGAACGAACAUUGCCGAAUGAGAAAAUCGUUAAUGCAUGGCCACCAUCCGCAGUAGCUGCUGCAAUACCUACACCAAGUGACAAUUUAAGCCAAAGAGCUACGACAGAAUUAAAUAAAAACGAAAACCAAAUACUGCUGAAAUCAAAACCGAGCGAUGAAUUUAAUAAAAGGUCGGUAAAAAGUAACAUAAAUCGAAGGGCAUCAAAGUUAAUUUGGGAUGCCAGCUCGACCAAGAAUUUGAUUUUGAAUGCUCCGACUACGCCACAACCAGUUAUCAAAAGAGCGGAGACGGAAAAUUCAAUAAAUUACAGAAAUGUAACUAGUGACAAUUACGAAGUAACGGAACCGUCAAAUGUGCAGGAAUUGGAACUAGAAGCGUAUGACGUACGUAAUGAAUAUACAAAUAAGUUCGUUCAUCUUCUUUCAAAAUAUAGUAUCAAAAAUGUUGACAGGUUGAACAAUUAUGCGAAAUCUGUGCUGCGUCAAAAGAAAAUGCUAUAUCCAUCAUCUAACGUAUCUCCGGUAUCUUUGAUACCAGUCCGCUACAAUAGUUUGAAUCAUCUCCCAGUGGAUCCAUUGCUAGCAGUUUUGCUUUCAAAUUAUGGAUUCUACCUGCAUGGAUUUUAUGGGUUGCAAAAUAACUACAAGAAUUUGUAUGGAUAUUCCGCUUCUAAUAAUAUCCAUAAUAAUAAACCCUUUGGUUCAUAUAAGAUUUACUCUGAUACUGAUUCUUCAAAUUGAGUGUUCGUUUAGCUGUGUUGUGAUUUAUUGUAAUUUAUGUCCAGGGAUAUGUAUAUAUUUUUGUACA